AACUCCGAGCGGCUAUUCUCCGAUGACCCCUCACUCGAAGCUUUGCUCGAUCAAGAGCGAUAUAUUGAUCUCUCUCUGGAUUCCGAUCAACCAGGUAUAACAUCGAUUUAUCUUUCUGCCUUUAUUUUUGUCCAGUUGAUUUGAUUUUUUUCGUUUUACCGGGUUUGGGGUUAAAAAUUUGCUUCAUUUCAUUUGGUUCAAGGAGAUAGGUAAUGUUAUGAUAUUGAAAUUUAUUCGGAGAGGAAAAACCUAAGUGCAGAGGUGAGAUGUUGGGAUAUUGAAUCGAGACUAAAGUGCAUGGAAUUUGUCAAUGGGGCAGAAAAGAUACAAUUUUUUUAAAUACAUCAACAUCUUAACUUUCUUAAAAUGAUUGGAUAAGUGUGGUGAGUGUUUUGUUGAAAUUUGUUUUGAAACGAAUGCCUUGAGCAACUAGUAGAAGAGCAACUUUUCAGUGACGUGUUUCCAUGUAUGGGAUCCCAAGUAGAUUAAACAAAGUCAAUAAGGUGUUCCGUAAUAGUGAACGGCUCUAAGCUCUACGUCUGUUGUCAAACUACUGUUUCUGUUGGAAUCUCUUAAAAAAAAAACAGGUUAGAACAAAAGAAAGGUGUCGUAGCUAUCUAGUUUGUGCGGGUAGCAUACUUCUUUGCUGUAUGCUUCGAUAUUUGCAGGAAGGAUUAAACUGUGUGACUUCAUCCAGUUACAAAUGUAGAAGAGGAAGAAAAACCAACGGGUGCUGGCAGUUAUAGUUCCGUUGCCUUCUCAUAUGGAAGCACUGGUGAUUCCACUGAUCAGAAGAACACGGAUACUGGGUCCACUGGGAUGGAAUCCUCUGGAUUUCUCCCCCCCUUUCCCGUUCCUGGAUAUCUUCUCCAAAGCUUGCCUCCAACAGAAAAGCUACAUCAGAUAAUUGCAAGGACUGCUAUAUUUGUCAGCAAAAAUGGUGGCCAGUCGGAGAUUAUUCUGCGGGUGAAACAGGGGGAUAAUCCAACAUUUGGGUUUUUGAUGCCUGAUCAUCAUCUUCACCCGUACUUCAGAUAUCUAAUUGAGCACCCAGAACUUUUGCAUUCUGAAAUUGAUGGAAAUUCUCAGCAUGAGAAAAAAAGGGCUGGUAGCGAGGAUAUCACGAAUGGUGUUGGGGGAGCUUUAUCCUUGCUUGGUUCUGUAUAUGACUCUGAGGAGGAAGAGGAGAGCAACGAUACUGCAAAAAUUGAAAAAAAUACUGCUGAGGAUGGUAUUAAUGCUGUCAAUACUAUUGCAGCUCGUGGUUCAAAAGAGUCCAUGGAAAGCUCUUCUAAGGACGAGUCAGUACCUAGAAACCCCAUCUUAUCCGGUAAAGAGAAGGUUCCUGCAGUUAAGAAAACCUCUUUGAUAACGGUAUCCAAACCUAAAAGCAUGAAAGGCGUCAAGAAGGAAGAUAAUUCCGGUUUAUUUUCCACUGCAGCAGAGAAGUCAAUUGGAACGACUUCGAAAAUUGAACCACUAAUUAUAGAGCCUCCACCUGAAUUAAUGAGAUUGAUUGACAAAGUUAUUGAAUUUAUUACGAGAAAUGGGAAGCAGUUUGAGGCGACACUUAUUGAGCAAGAUACCGAGCAUACGAGAUUUCCGUUCCUUCGUCCGUCCAACCUGUAUCAUCCCUACUACUUAAAUGUCCUUCAGAAAGCUCAGGAGUCAAAAGCAAACGGCGAGAGUUUCAACCCUCGAAAGGAUGAGCUAGUAGGACGUGGAACAAACAAAAAAGCUUCUGCAGUCAAGAAAAACGAUUUUGAUCUGUCUGACCUUCCAGUAGAAUCUGACAGGAAAGAGAAGUUCAAGAUGGUAAUAGGCAAAUCGAAGAAGGAAGCGCACGAGACAGAACCCAGUGGAGCACAGGAAAGUGAAGUCACGGUGGAUGCUGCAGCUGCAGCUGCUAUCCUUCACAAUGCCACAAGAGGCAUUAAGAAUUCUGAUAUCCAAACCAUUUCAAGAACUCAUCUAAAUGCUCACAGUCAACCAGAUAAAGCUGCCGAAAUGCCCGAUCAGAAUGGAAAUCGCAAUUUGGCAAGUGAUACCGAUCCUUCUGUUGCAAAUCUGACCGAAGAGCAGAAGCUCAAAGCGGAGAGGUUAAAAAGGGCUAAAAUGUUUGUGGCCAUGUUGAAAAGCGGAGCAGUUCCAUCGAAAACUGGAGUAUCGCGUGGCCCAUCAGUAGAGCCUCUAGAAACUGGAGCUUUAAGGAAUUCCUCCGGUGAGGUUAAUCUCACUAGCCAAGAAAAAGAAUACGGCUUAGAUGCUGAAAUUCUAGACAAGCCAAGUGAACGACUGUCGAAAAGAAAGUAUCGUUCAAGACCUGGAGGAAGUGAGGAUGACGAUGAAGAUAAAGAUAAAGACGAGAGUCACUCGAGAAAGAAGUACAAAUCAAUCUCCAGGAGCAGGAGACACAAAGAGUAUGAAAAAUUUGAAAAUGCAGUAAAAAAGAAGCAUAAGCACUAUGAGAGAAGACACGGCUCUCAUUCUCCUCUUGAAGAGAGAGAAAGUAGUGAAGAGGAGAGGGACCAUAAGCACUAUAAGCACUAUAAACGGUCUAGGAAGAAGCAUCGUUCUCACCAUUCUCAUUCUUCUUCCGAGGAAAACGAGAAUCGAGGAGAAAGCAGUGAAGAUGAAGAUAGGGACCAUAGGCACUAUAAACUGAAGCACCGGUCCCACCAUUAUUCAGAAAACGAGGAUGAUAGUGUGCAUGAAGAUAACAAACGGCACAGCAGAAAACGCAGUUCUCACCAUUCUUCACAUGAAAGUUCGAAAAGGAGGGAUUCAUCCAAGCCGAGGAAAAAACAUAGUUCCCAUUCCCAUCGGUCUUCGAAACAUCAUCACAGUAGGGACAAGUACCGGCACAAAAAUGUGGAAUCUCCUAAAGGGAAGGAAUCUUCAGAAGAAGAGAUUCACCAUCGUAGCCAACAUAAAAAGGACUCGAGUGAUGAAAGAGGCGUACAGGAAGAGGGAGAAAUCAGCUCUAGAGUUGCAGUCGAAUCUAAAGGAAUAAUGACGAGUAGUGAUAAUAUAGGGAGUUCUUCCCAACAGAGGGCCUCAUCUCAACCAUUGGAAAGUGAUGUACCCGAUGAUCUACGGCUCAAAAUUCGUGCAAUGUUGCUGGCCACCCGCAUGUAGCAAUGGAGAGUACUAAACUCGUGAAAACUGAGAAAUUAGAUGCAAAGAGUAGCAAUGGUCCGGUAGAUGGAUAAAAGGAUCAUUGUUCCUUUGUUCGCAUUUUUGUGUUCUUGACUCGUGCAACUCUUUUAUUAUAUACUUGUAGUUGAUUGUAUCAGUUCUGAAGUCUGUAUUUGAGCAUGACAUUUGAAAUAAAUAAUACGUCACGAUUGGGUA
Erythranthe guttata (spotted monkey flower) is the source of this 3354-nucleotide messenger RNA. Its product is annotated as SWAP (Suppressor-of-White-APricot)/surp domain-containing protein. The record is from RefSeq and is a predicted model, not a curated record. Lineage: Eukaryota; Viridiplantae; Streptophyta; Magnoliopsida; Lamiales; Phrymaceae. Gene Ontology annotation, molecular function: RNA binding. Gene Ontology annotation, biological process: mRNA 5'-splice site recognition; RNA processing.